UUUUUUUUUUUGAGGUUUGUUUCGAUGAGGGUCUCUGGUUGUGUUCGAUCAUUAUCGUUACGGGAGAUUUCAUUUGUGGAUGUUUGUGGGUUUUUGAUGUCUGAGUUGAGUUCGUCUGAUUUUUUUGAUUUCGAGUGAUGUAGGAAUUUAAGGAAGGUGGGUUUUUUUGGAGAGGAAUUUGAGGGUUUUUGAUGCUCUCUGUAGGGAGUAGGGAUGGGAGGAAGGGGUUAGGGUUAGGGUUUGAUGUUGGAGUAGAGAUGGAGGAGACUGAGCUUGAAGAAGGCGAGGCUUGCUUUUAUCAGGAUGACGACUCAAGAAUCGACCCUGAUGUUGCUCUCUCUUACAUCGAUGAAAAGCUUCAAGAUGUCUUAGGUCAUUUUCAAAAAGAUUUUGAAGGUGGGGUUUCUGCGGAAAAUUUGGGGGCAAAAUUUGGUGGGUACGGUUCGUUUUUACCCACUUAUCAGCGGUCUCCUUCCGUUUGGUCUCACCCAAUAAUUCCACCAAAAGUGCAGAACCACAAUACACCAAGAUCGCCAAACCAGUUGCCAGUGGAGGUUGCACGUCAGAACUCUUCACUUCCAUCCGGUGCACCCUUCUCUGUCAGGCUUGGACCUGCUUCUAUCAGCGCUGCGCCGCCACCUGUUUUAAGGGUCCCAUCUGUCGACAAUUCAGUUAAAAAAGAUGUAUGCUCGUACCCUGUUCGUGCCUCUGUGGAGUUCAGUCCAAAAACUGAACAUUUAAAUAAAUCGGUCAAUCCAAAUGAUCAGAAAAUACUGAAGGUUCGAAUCAAAGUAGGUCCUGAUAGCAGUUCAGCUCAGAAGAAUGCCGAGAUAUACAGUGGUCUCGGCCUUGAUAUGUCUCCUUCUUCAUCGUUUGAGGACAGCCCUGCUGAAAGUGGAGGGCUGUCUCCCGAAUCUCCGACUAGUAUACUUCAGAUUACGACAUCUUUUCCCAUCCCCGGGGGCCUGUUGUUAUCACCUUUACCUGAUAAUCUGCUCUGCUUAUCGGAAGAAGAAAAGCUUCAGAGAGACAGUAGGUAUGGGCCUGCCCACAAGGGUAGCCUGGAAGGUUUUGGCAUGCCAGUGGAUGAGUUGUCUUCUGCAAUGGGGGCUAGUAAAGUGUUGGGAGAGAAGAAAUCGAAGUCUGUGGAGAAAAGUGGGAGAUCUUUAGAAGUGAAGAACGGGAGUGGUAAAGGUUCUGGAAAUGACAUAGACAUUGAGACCCCUGCAGGCGGGGAGCUUGUUCCUAAUGCCAUGAAACUUCCUCUCUUAUCCAGCUCAAAAUUUGGCACAGGAGAUACAACUAAAGGUGCUGUUAGGGCUCCUGAUAUUUCCAGAGAAGCCAAUAAGUGUCUGGAGAAGGAUAAAAUAUUCUCUUCGGAAGCAUUGGAGUCAGUGCCCAGCCAAGAUGUGGACAUGGUUGAUAAACAGAGUGUGAAAAUGAGUUCAGCAGACAAGAUAUUGAACCCAAGGAAAGAAAGGAACAAAGGUAAUAAGAGCUAUGACACAUGUGGAACUGAAUCGGAUGCUGCCAAGGUGGGGAAAGAUCUUGAUGGUGGACCCACAGGUGCUCCAAAACAGAAGUUUGGGGUGAAAUCUACAUCCUCUGAACAGGAUGGAGUGAAGAGGCCCCAUGGGAAGGAGCAGCUGUCAUCUGGUGGCAAAAAGAAAUCAAAGGGAAGCCGAAGUAAAGGAACCCCUGCUGCAGAGUUCCCAAAGGAAAGCUUGAAGAUUGUUUCGUCUUCAGCAUCAAAAGAUAAGAAGAAAAACAGUCAACCUGAUGAUUACCCUUCUAAAAGAAAAUUGGAUGAUGUAAAAUCACGCAAAGACUUGGCGAAGACCAUGGACAACCAUAGGGAUUUAACUGGUGAUUCAAUAGUGGUGCAAGCUGAGGAUAGAGUAGACUCACUGGAAAUGCCUUUUAAAGGCCGGUGGAAUGACUCAAAGUCUGAGUUUUUUCAUAAAGAAAUCCACACAUUGGCAGACAAUCCAAAAAACAGAUUAAGUGGUAAAAAGAUUGAUAAUCAAUUGAGAUCAGAGGCGUCAAGGGCAACCCUGCCAGCUGCUUCUUUAAUGGAAAAUGGGUCUGUUCCUGAUGCAGUUCAUCCCCCUUCUGUUGUUAUAAAAGAAAAUUGGGUUGCCUGUGAUAAGUGUCAAAAGUGGAGGCUUCUACCUUUUGGCAUGGAGCCCACGGUCCUUCCGGAGAAGUGGUUGUGCAGCAUGCUUAAUUGGCUGCCUGAAAUGAACCGGUGUGAUGUUAGUGAAGAGGAGACAACAAGAGCUCUGUAUGCAGCAUACCAAGUCCCCAUCACUGAGGGUCAAAAUAACAUACAUAGUCUGCCUGUUGCAGCUGCAUCAGUAGUAGCCUUGGAUGAGGCUCGGCGUCUUGAUGACAGCCACCUUGAUGUUAGUUUGCGGGCUGUGCCUGGCAAUGCAAAGAAAAAACCUGGUUCAAAGGAAGCAUCAAGUGCAGCUAACCACAUGGGCUCCAUUCACUUUUCAAGUUCUACAAAGAAGAAUCAGCAGACCUCUGUGAAGAGUAGAAGCUUAAAUGAUGUGAACCAGGUUCCUUUGGAUUCCAAUCCUGUGAACAAGCCUGUCUUCCAACAAUUAAGCAAGUCAGGCGACUUGGCUGUGGAUAAAGUCAUGCAUAAACAGAAAGAGAAACAUAAACUGCUUGAACACUCUUUGGAUGGAGGUGUUGCCAAGUCCUCAAAAACAAAAAGCAAGAGGGAAGCUGGUCAAAAUGAAUACAGAACUUCUAAGAAAACGAAGACAGAAAGUAUGUAUUAUACUGAUGAUGAUUGGAAUUCUGAUCUGGGGUUCGCCCACCCCUGCUCAAGUACUGGUGGUUUGCCAGCUAAGGCACCUGGAAAGGAUUCGAAUAGUUCGAAGAAUUCAAAGCAUGAUGGAAGAGACAGUUUUCCAUCUUCUGUAAAGAAACUUAAAGACCAAGUUCAGGUUCCUCUGGAUGGGGGUGCUGCCCAGGAUUUGGGGAAAUCCAAUAAAAUGAAUGUUGCUGCUAAGAAGAGGAAGGUGAAGGAGUGGCAGGAGAGUCAAAUUCAUCUAGACCCAAGAAGUGGGCAUCACCUUCAUGACAGUAGGGGUUCUGUGAAGGAGGAGACCAGUGAAAGUGAAUGCCGAAAGGAAAAGAAGGCCAGAGCUUCUAAGUCUGAGCCAAAGGAGUACAAUACUAGUAACGGUGAUGGUAGAUCAGACAAAAAGGGUAAGGUGACGAAAAUCCUCUUGUCCGGAAGUAGAGAUCGAUCAGUUGAUGAAAUGGAAGCAGAAGCCGCAUGUUAUACGGAGAAGGAUCAGCAACUAGAGCAAUAUAGGGGAGAGAAAAUUGUGUCUCAACGGACCCUGGAUGUUUUAGAUUCAUUAAAAAAGGACCUGGGAUAUGGACAGCCUUCCAUGGCUGCCACUUCAAGCUCUUCAAAGGUUUCUGGAUCUCGUAAAACUAAAAACAACUUCCAGGAAGUGAAAGGUUCACCUGUAGAAUCUGUUUCAUCUUCUCCUUUGAGGUUGUCCAAUCCAGACAAGCUUACAUCGGCAAGAAGAGAUAUGUUGGGAAAAGAUGAUGCAAUGAACCAUGGUGUCUCUGUCGUUGGUAGCCCAAGAAGAUUCUCUGAUGGAGAAGCUGAUGGUGGCAGUGUUCGGUCUGGUAUGGUAAGGAAGGAUAAGACUUUUCAUGUGUCACAUCAUGGUUCACUGGAGUCUCCUGUGCUGGAUUAUCAGGACAAGGAUGCUGAUCACACAUCUGUUGGCAAAGGGCACAGACAGAUUGAACCUUCUGAAUUCAAACACACCCAUUUGGUGAAUGGUGAUGCUGAUACCACAGAUAGGUAUAACCGAUAUCAGAAUGAACUGCGGGCUAAGGACCAUGGCCCCAGUGAGGAGAGGAUGAAUAACGGCCAUUACCGUGUUAAUGGUUAUCUUCCUCGGAAGUCUGGGAAGGGAUCCUCAUCACGGUCUAAAGAGAAACACAGAAGUUCCAAAUCUGGUUUUGAUAAAGGUAAGGUCAAGCUUUCUGAUUCAUUCAAUGAGCAAGAAGACAUGCAUGCAACAAAAAGCUUGAGGUAUGAGGCCGAGACUGAAUCUCAUGAUCAUUCUCCUUACCAUCAAGACACAAGGGAUGGAAAAUACAGCUCUCAGGAUAAAUGUGCUGUUAAGUAUGAUAAGGAUGAGAAGACUUACUUGGGUAAGAAAGAUUCUUCAGGGAAAUGGUCAAGUGAAAGCAAUAAAAGAGAAAACCUGUCAAAAUUUGGGGGACAUGAAGAAUCUGUUGUGAAAAUCACUUGCAGCAAAGAUGGGAAAUCCAUCACACAGAAAAAUCUGCUGCUGGACUGUGAUGGUGAGAAAUCCUCCAGUCGGUUUCUUUCGGAUAGAAUUGAUAAGAUGGAUGUAGCAUCUGGGAGAGGGAAGUCUCAACUCUUCCCACAUUCUGGAGAUAAAAAGGAAACACAGUCUCGGUGUCCCCGACCAAUGCCAGUAAGUGCAUCUGAUGUUUUGCCUGUUGAUGCUUCUUGUGGUGGUGGUGAUGCAUUGAAGGUUUCAAGUCACACUAGGAAGCUUGAUAAUCAUAAUGGAGCUUGUCAUGGUAAUUUGAGACAUCCCACACCUAAUAGUCUUGGGCUCAGGGAUCUUAAUGCCCUCAAUGCCCCAAGUCCAGCUAGAAGGGAUUCUUCUGGCCAGGCUGCUGCUGCUAAUACUGCAUUGAAGGAAGCCAAAGAUCUGAAACACACUGCUGAUCGUUUUAAGGAUUCUGGCUUAGAUCUUGAGAGGAUUAGGCUAUACUUUGAGGCGGCUUUAAAGUUUCUUCAUGCUGCCUCACUUUUUGAACCUUUGCCUAAUGAGCUUACCAGAUCCAUGAAUGUUUAUAGUGAAACUGCCCAACUAUGCUGGUUUUGUGCACGUGAAUAUGAGAGAGCGAAAGAAAUGGCUGCUGCUGCUAUGGCUUACAAAUGCAUAGAGGUGGCACACAUGAAAGUAAUUUAUUCCAAACAUUUUACUGCAUCUAAAGAUCAGAUUGAGCUGCAAAAUGCAUUGAAAGUGGUUCCUCCAGGAGAGUCUCCAUCCUCGUCCGCCUCAGAUGUUGAUAACUUGAACAAUCAGGCAGCUGUGGAUAAGAUUGUUCUAACCAAAGAUAAUAAUAGUUCUCAGGUUGCUGGAAACCAUAUCAUUAUUGCUCGAAACCGCCCCACCUUUGAGCGGCUGCUUGGCUUUACACGGGACGUAAGUAGUGCGAUGGAAGCCUCAAGGAAAUCCCAGAAUGCUUUUGCAGUUGCCAUCACUAUCCUGGAAGAGUCUGGGCAUGUGGAGGGUAUCUCUUCUGUAAAGCGGGUUCUUGAUUUCAGUUUCCAUGAUGUGGAUGGACUACUACGUCUUGUACGGCUUGCAAUGGAAGUAAUCAACCUUUGAAAUUCAAUGGCCAUAGUAAUUUGUAAUCCUGUGAGUAUGUUUUCUCUGGUUCAUUUCCAUGGUAAGCAGGCCUUAAGGAGGA
Telopea speciosissima is the source of this 5502-nucleotide messenger RNA. Its product is annotated as cysteine-tryptophan domain-containing zinc finger protein 7-like. The record is from RefSeq and is a predicted model, not a curated record. Lineage: Eukaryota; Viridiplantae; Streptophyta; Magnoliopsida; Proteales; Proteaceae. The transcript is spliced from 11 exons. Gene Ontology annotation, molecular function: zinc ion binding. Bases 192 to 5420 code for a protein of 1742 amino acids.